Lytechinus variegatus (green sea urchin) is the source of this 2074-nucleotide messenger RNA. Its product is annotated as tumor susceptibility gene 101 protein-like. The record is from RefSeq and is a predicted model, not a curated record. Bases 205 to 1515 code for a protein of 436 amino acids. The transcript has 12 exons. Gene Ontology annotation, biological process: protein modification process; protein transport; endosome to lysosome transport. Gene Ontology annotation, molecular function: ubiquitin binding. NCBI's taxonomy places the organism in Eukaryota, Metazoa, Echinodermata, Echinoidea, Temnopleuroida, Toxopneustidae. Gene Ontology annotation, cellular component: ESCRT I complex.
AUUAGUUGCUCAGCUCAGCUAGCAAGCCUCUUGUUGUUUUCCAGUGCUUCGUCAGACUUUAGAGUUAGAGAUCAUCUUAUGAUCUAUUUCAUUGUUUGCUACACUUACGGUACGGUACUGUUCGCCUAUUCAAGGUACAGAUCCGCAUAUCCCGUGGAGGUUGAAUUAAUAACAGAGAAGGCCUGAUUAGAAUAACCACGCACAAUGAGUUCCAGUGGCCAGUUUGACUCUUAUGUCAAACAACACCUUGGAAAGUACACUAAUAGAGAUCAGACACAGAGAGAUAUCCUCAACGUGUUUGCUGCAUUCAAAGACCUCAGACCAAAGCUAGAUACUCAUGUUUUUAAUGAUGGAAGGAGACAGGAGCUUAUCUGUAUAGAUGGAACAAUUCCUGUUCUCUACAAAGCAAACACAUACAACAUACCGAUCUGUGUGUGGAUCUUAGAGACUCAUCCUCAUAAUCCUCCACUCUGCUUUGUUAGACCAACAAGCACUAUGUUAAUCAAACCUUCUAAACAUGUAGAUGCCAAUGGUAGAGUCUACUUACCGUACUUGCAUGAUUGGAAACCGAACAACUCUGACCUUGUUGGGCUCAUCCAGGUUAUGACGGUUGUCUUUGGAGAGAGUUCACCUGUCUAUGCUAAAUCUGCAGGACAACAACCACCACCCCGCCCCUCUUAUACCCCAGGAGGGGGUGGUAUGCCUGGUUACCCACAGUCCCAGCCACAGUCCUCCUACAUGCCAAUGCCGAUGCCUACCCCAGUUACUGCAUCCAGUGGUUACACUCAACCCCAGUACCCACCAUCUACUAGCUACCAUCCGCCUGCUAUAGGAGGUAGUGGAUUCACCCCGGGUUACCCUGGUUCAUCUAGUUACCCCGGCUACCCAUAUCAGCAAGGUCAAUCAACACCAGGUCAACAGAACCAAUCAUACAAUCCUACUUCUACCACCACAGCUAGUACAACAGGUUCCCAUCCACCUGUUACUAAUCAGACUAGUCUCUCUGAUGAUGCAAUCAAGGCUUCAUUACAAUCAGCAGUGGAGGAUAAACUCAAGAGAAAACUCAAAGAGAACUCUGAAAAAUUUCAGGCGGAGAUGGAUUCUUUGACAGCAACCAAAGAGAAGCUGAAGAAUGGUCAGAGGAAACUAGAAGAUAUCAUCAACCAGUUGGAAUCAGAAACGGCUGAAGUGCGUCAGAACACUGAGAUACUAAAACAGAAGGAUGAAGAGAUAAAGACAGCUCUGUCUAAGAUGGAAGGCCGUGAUGAAUUAGACCUGGAUGAUUCUGUAGUACCAACAGCCCCUCUGUAUAAACAACUACUCAACUUGUUUGCUGAAGAGAUGACUAUUGAAGAUACUUAUUAUUAUCUCAUGGAAGGACUAAAAAAAGAUGUCAUUAGCAUAGAUGACUUCACAAAGAAUGUUCGGGAGCUGUCAAGAAAGCAAUUUUUACUCCGAGCUCACAUACAGAAAGUCAGACAAACAGCUGGAUUACGAGAGAUAACCCCAUUAUGAGAUCAACAUUGACAUGAAAGAUUUGUAAAUAAUAAUACAAUAUAUAAUACAAUUUGAAAAAAAAAAUCAUGAUUUAUUGUAUGGAAUGUUACAGGGGUACUCCAGACUGAACUUUUUUAUUUGACCAGAUAAGAGUAAAAUCAGAUAAACAAAGUUACUGUGAAACUUUCAACCAAAUUGCGACAGGAAUAACAAAGGUUUUGCACUAUGUCAAAGAGUUCUAUAAUGUCAACAUUAUUAUGCCUAGAGCAAGCUGAUGAUGUCAUAUUCUUUGAUGUAUUUCAUUAUAGUUUAUAAUGCUUUUUCAAAUUUCACCUCCAAGAAAUUAAAAAUAUGAUUUACUGCUUCUUUACUUUGUAAGAUCAUCAUUGAUUAUUACUUAUUUUGCUACGAGACAGACAUGUUUUUACAAAGAUUAGUAUUUAUUUAGGCAAUGAAAAGUAUAUAAAAAUGGUACAAUGAAAUACAACAAAAUAAUAAACAUGACUGCUAGGGUCAAAUAAAGUUAACUGAAUUACUGUAGUCAAAGACUAUUUGACCCUAUCCAAUGAGUGCUUAC